AUGCGGAUGUGCUCGCCCUUCUUGAUGGUGAGGCAUAUGUCCUUGUACUUCUCCUCCAGCGCCCAGUCCUGGUAUGACGUGCGGACUCGGUUGACGUCGCCGUCUGGGUGGUCCAGCUUUGUCAUGAAGAACAUGGUGACGGGGAAGUUGCCUUCGUCUUUAGCCUAUGGCGGCGCGUGCGGGGUGCAGCGGUUGUUGUUGUCGUUGGUGCUGCCCGCCGCCGUGCCACUUGCUGGUAGUUGGUCAUUGUCCAUGGCCUGGGUCAUGGCGACGGCCUGGAUGCUGGCACUCGUGGGCGGUGCCUCCUUCGGCUGCGGUGGUGGCAGUCGUAUCGCCGGUGCGGUUGGCGUGGCUGCAUACGUGUCGUCUGCCGUGGUGGAUCUUGGCGACUUGCUGCGUGUGGUGAUGGGCGGCGCCUUGUGCCUCGGCGGCCACGCGUGGUCUGUAGUGGUGGUCUGCACUGUCGGCGGGCUCAGUCUGCUGCGCUUCAACCCUGUGAGGCGCUUCCACUGGCGUUCCGAUAGGGCAUCCCUCGGGAUCGCGGACAUCCAGUACUGGGCCGCGGGCCGCGACUGCUGCGAGGGCGGCGAGCACUUCACCUGCGGCGACGCUGGCCGGGACGACGCGCGGGCCGGCCUGGUGCUUCGCAACCGCACGCUGGAGUUCUAUUCGGCGUUCGUGACGCCCGAGGUUGACCUCUACGCCGAGGCAGCGGGCCACGCCAAGGUAAAGUUCAACAUCAUCUCUACCGAGGAGCAGCCCAUAUUUGUGCGCUGGGUGUGGGACCUCGACGCGGGCCGCGUGGACCGACCAAUCACAAAGGGAAGACGAGCCAGCAGAUAUGAGCAAGGGGGGAAACGAAGGUUCAUGGUCGCCCAGUUUCCACGCUCUCCACCCCAAUAUUCGGUACUUUCUAUUGGACGGUCACGCCCACAAGCACAAUUACAUAGUACCUGUGGGUCGCGCGAUUGCCGAAAACUAUUACUGCAAUGGCUUACGGCAUGUUCGUACAUAGGAGGAGCGGCGUGGCAUGGCUUGAUAGCGCGAUUCCCCUCGACGUGGUCGCCUAAUUGGCCCGUGUCUGGCAUGGUCAAUAAGGUGAUCGGUCGCGUGGUCAAAAGAAGAUUGGUUAUUAUGCUGCUUGGCGGCACUGUAAGCCAGACAACGUAUGUGCCCAGUGCGUCAGUGAUUGAUGGCGUCGUGCACAUUGCGCCGCAGCGCUAUGGCAAAUGUUCUACCAGGGGCAUCGGUGGGAACCAGCACGUUUCAACGACAUGUCUGGCACGCUCAUGGACAGGAUAAUUUUGCGAGUGGAAUUUACGCAGUCGGUCCGAAGACUGCUGAUGCCGUUUAUCAGAAAACCAUGUGCGAUUUGUUCAGGGAACUCUGUUUCUUUCACGGACCUAACUACAAACGUCUCACGUGCUGAUUCUAAGACAGGAUAUUGGGUGUAGUGAUUGCACAACUUAAUUUUUCGCGCCUGUCUAGACCUUGGCCGCGGUGAUUAUUUGAUUAGAUGACUGGUUGUCCUCGUGUGUUAGUCCCCAUCG
This is a messenger RNA of Prorocentrum cordatum, 1550 nucleotides long. The record is from the annotation of a GenBank genome assembly. Lineage: Eukaryota; Dinophyceae; Prorocentrales; Prorocentraceae.